Molecule: messenger RNA, 3525 nt
Organism: Symbiodinium natans
Lineage: Eukaryota; Dinophyceae; Suessiales; Symbiodiniaceae
Source: the annotation of a GenBank genome assembly
AUGGGCAAGGUCAAACUCUUCCCGACGCCCGAGUUCCAGGUGCAGCAGCCCCGCGACCCCGUGGUGCCCAGGCUGCCGGCGAACGGCGUGCUGGUGGGUCCGAGUCGCACAGGCAAGACCGUGCUCCUCGUGUCCAUGAUCUUGGAGCAGUACAGAGGCUGCUUUAACUACAUCAUGUCACCUUCCGUGGACAUAGAUUCUGCCUGGGACCCCGUGAAGGACUACAUUCGCGAGGAGCUGGGCGUCGACACAGACCGUGAGCAGGCUUGGUGGACCGAGUGGGACGAGGACGCGCUGCGCCGCAUCAUGGAGCAGCAGAAGCGGAUCACACAGCAGUCCAAGCGCCUGGGCAUGAAGAAGCUGUACCAAGUUUUGCUGGUACUCGACGACGUAGCGGACGCCAAGGGGGUCCACAACAGGACCGGGGAUGGCAUGCUGGACAAAUUGUACAUCAGAGGCCGCCAUUACAUGAUUUCAACGUGGACCAGCACCCAAAAGCUGCGACUGAUGAGCUCGGCGGUGCGGGUGAACAUCAUGUUCGCUUGCGUUUUCCGGCUGCGGAACCGCUUGGAACUGGAAGCUCUAGUGGAAGAAUUGAGUGCGCUCGUAGACAAGGAGACGCUUUACGGGAUGUAUGAGGAAGCCACCAGGGAGAAGUACUCUUUUUGGUACGUCAACCUGCUGGCGCCCAAAGAGGAGGCCUUCUGGGUGCGCUUCGAGCGAAAAUUCGUGCUGGACGGCGCCGCGGAGCCCGCGCAGCCCGCGGAGCCCCAGCAGCCGGUAAAUGGGCGGCAUCCUCUCGGCGGCGGCCAGCAAGCUGCUGGGGGGUGCUGCAGCAGCCAGCCCAACGUCUACGACCCUCGCCUGGCCACUCUGCCGACCACUUGGGGCCAGCGCGGCGUGUCGGGUGAGUCCACGGCCAGCGGGCCGUUCCGGUUUAGGAGAAACAAGCCGGUUGUGUCGACCAUAUACGUCGACUCCAGGAACCGCGUCUCGGGCUCCGACAGCAACUUCACCUUCGAGCUCCCGGAGACGCUGCACAUGCAGACGAGCGCCAAAAUGGCGGUCUACAAGGUGCGCAUCGCAGACGCGUUUCUGAGCACCGACAGGGGCACGCACCUCUACUGGAUCGACGUGGCCCUGGGCACGCUGAACACGGCGGAGCUGCCCGUGGGCGCCUACACCGGCGCGCGGCUGGCGGCCUGGAUCUCCUCCAACUUCGCAGCCGCCACCUACGUGGAGGCCACGAACGCCGUCGAGGUGGCCUACGACUCGAACCGCCGCAUACUCUCGGACGCGGAGCUGCGGGACCUGUUCCCGAACGGCCCGGGGUACCCCCAGGGCGCCUCCGCUACCCGCCCCCAGAGCAUCAACCACCUGCUGGGCGGCAGCUACCUGGACGGCGCGCUGCAGAUCUUCCCGUGGGUGUCCAUGAACGCCUACAACGAGGUCUACCUGCGGUGCCGGGAGCUGGGCAACGCGGCCCACAUCCUGGGCCCCUUGGGGACGGACAUAAUUUGCAAGGUCAUCGUGGACAGGCAGCAGGCGCGGAGGAACCUGCUGGAGCAGCCGAGCUGGUGGGAGAGGCUCCUGCAAUGGCUGAUCCCGCCCCCGCUCCCCCUCCCACACCUCGCCCUGGGGUGGUGGCCGUGCCCGCCGCUGAGGACGCCAGAGGAUGAGUGCCCAAGCGCAGGGGCCGCCCGGCCGGUUCAAAGAACAAGCCCAAGCUGCCGGCGACGGUCCCCGCCGCCGACGCUGGGGGAGGCGGUCAGCCGCAGCCGGCGAGCGCGGAUGAUGCCCCUGGAGCGCCGCAACGAGCCCCAGAUGCUCAGGAGCUUCUGGCAGAAGUACCCGAGCUACAACGUGAAUCCGCUGCUCCACAAGCGCUACAACGAGCUCCUGGAGGCCCGGGCCUUCAACAAGUGGCUCGAGGAGCGCCGGACGCGCAAGGAGGGCGAGGAGUACACCGACGCGGUGGGCCGGCUGACGGAGGUGCUGGGAUACAUCGAGGAGGGCGAGCCCCUGGCCAUCGGGCUCCCGAACCGGAAUGCCUCCAUCUACAUGAGCUCGCACUUCAGGCUGGACGACUUCCCCGCAUCCAGCGAGUCCCUGAGCGACGAGCCACUGCCCCACACCCACCUGAACCCCGCGGAGGCCUUCGAGGACGCCCGCGAGGAGGACGGCUACCGGGGCACCCCGUUCCCGCGCCGGGACUUUCUGCGCCCAAGGCCCUUCGCUGCCGAUUCCGACAGUGAAUUGGGAGCGGACCCCGGCCAAGCGCUGAGGCAGGACGGGCUGGCACUGCCCGACGCCCCGAGCCUGGGAGACCGCGUGCUGGGCGGGCUCCAGAGGGCCGAGGCCGCGGCGGGCGCGGCGGCGGGCGUGGUGGGCUCUGUAGCCUCCAUCGCGGCCCACUCCGGGGACCUCUACCACCACGGGCUGCGGGGCCGGCAGUGGCUGGACCGCACGCUGCGCAUCCCCAGGACGCCGGAGGGCCUGGCGCCCCCACCGGACGAGGUGGCCCCGCCGCAGAUCAUCGGCUGGCCAAGCGAAGUGGAGCCGCUGCUGGAGCGGGCGGGCCAGCGGGCCGCGGAGGUGGAGCGCCAGGCGGCGCAGGACAUCGAGGCCUUCACGCAGGGCCAGAUGGCCGAGGCGGAGGCCGAAGGCUUCGCUUCCGCGGCGGAGGCCGCGGCCUCGCGCGCCGAGGCGGCGGCGGCCGCGGAGGCCACGGGGGGAGGCGCGCUCGCGGCCAUCGGCUCCGGGCUGGCCGCGUCGGGGGAGGCGGCGCUGCCCGUGGCCGCCACGGUGGGCGCGGCGGCGGGCGGCCUGGCCGUGGCGGGCGCGGGGGCGGCCCUGGUGGGCACCGCGUGGGCGCUGCACGGCGGCAUGCUGGCGGCCGAACACUUCCUGGGCUGGGGCGAGGGCGGCGGAGGCACGGACAGCGACCAGUCGAGGCCCAGCUCCGCCGUGGACGUGCAGACGCUGAACGGCAUGCAAGAGGCGGGCGCGCAGCAGCACUUCUCGCUCCGGGAGCAGCGGCCGCGGCUGCAGGUCUUCAGGAUGGACGCGGACUCGGAAGCGGAGCCGAGGGCCCAGCCGCCCCCGAGGCUGCAGAGCCGGCAGGCCCGGCAGCCCGCGCUGCCCUUCGGCCUGAACCCCGGCGCGUCCAGCAUGCCGAGGCCGCAGGGCCGCUCGAGCGGCUCCGACAGCUCCGCCGCCGGCAGGCAGAGCCGCCGCUCCAGCCGCGCCUCGCUGCCGGAGCCCUCGUUCGACCAGCUCAGGUCCGUGCAGUUCUUCCCGAGCUCCUUGAGCACCUUCACGCCCACGACCAGCCGCGUGGCCAGGAUCCCGCUGACCAGCGGAAUGGACUUCAUGGACCCUGAGAGCGUGAAAAUCGCCUUCCGGGUGCGGAACACCGACGGACAGGGCGGGCAGGUUUUCCCCGGCUCCUUCGAGGGCAGCUGCUUCAUCAAGCGCGUGCAGCUUUUUGACUUUGAGAACGCAGUCCUGUCAGACAGAACCUAG